GUCUGACCAAUAGGAAUCUCCGAAACUUCCGCAGGAAUAGAAUGGAUAAAGCUAAACUAGCGGGUCAGAAGGGGGCCAGUGUGUGAAUUCGAAUGCCGUGUUAUUAUCUGUUCUCGUCCCGAUUCGUGCUUAAUGACGGACGACAAGAGCCGAAUUGAUCGGCUCAGCCGGGGAAGCGUGACGUUAGUAGCUCGCGAGCGCAUUCGGAUGUGAGCGAGAGACACCAGAGGACGAGUUCGUGAUCCUCUCUUCUGCCCACAAGAAAGACAAGAAUCACCGCACUGUCACACGGACACAACCGGGAAGAUGGAGUGAGCAACCCGUUUGCUGGAAAUUGCACUUUUGUAAUUCAGGCAUCUUUUAAAAAAACAUGGAUUACAGGAAAAUGACUUUAUAGAUUCAACGCAAUUGUGGAACAAACUUUUUCUUUUGGAUGGACCUUGCAAAUAUGAUCUGAGCUGAGGGAUUUGUUCCUUACUUGAUGCAAUGGAAAUAUGAAAUAUGCAUGCUUUAAAACGGACCUGACGCCAGCCAAAUGAUCACAGACUUCGACAUGGCAACUCGUGCAGGUUUGGUUCGUGGCGCGCGAUCAUUCACUUGGCCUUUCGCUUGUGUGUUGGUGUGUUUUAGUUGUUUUUCCAUCGCCUCCUCCAACCGCCACGGCCGUCGGUUGAUUUGCUGGCAAGCGAUACUGAACUGCCAGUCGGAGCAGGAGUGUCAUUACGCUUAUGACCAGUAUUUGCACGCAUGUGACUCGAUCCUGAGCGGCCAGAGGAAGAAGUGUCCCAGUCACUGCAUCUCGUCGCUGGUGCAACUCAACCUGACCAAGAGCGGCCCGGCGCUGGAGGACUGCAGCUGCGCCUCGGACCCCCGCUGCCGGGAGAUUAAACGAGCCAUCGAGCCGUGCUUACCCAAAACCAGCAGCAUGGGCUGCACCGAAGCCCGGCGCCAGUGCGAGAGGGACACCCAGUGCCGAAGCGCCAUGGGCGAUUAUUUACGCCACUGCGGGAAACUCUUCAGCGGCUCCAGCUGCUCGAACCCGUGCCGCAAUGUCAUCGGGUACAUGCGCAAACUUCCCAAAGCUCAACUUCUGGAUUCUUGCGUCUGUGAUGGUUUAGAGCGGACUGUCUGUGAGUUUAUCAAAACUAGUAUGAAAACGCUUUGCUUUGGCUCUCCCCCCGUGGAUGAAGAAGGCUCCAGUGGGUUGGACGAUGAUGAACCCGAUGAUGAGGAUUACCCAGAGCCAGAGUCCACGAGGAACACAGGUUCUGCUUUUGUGGCAUGUUCUGUUUUGACUGUGGUGGCAUCCAUUUUGGCUCGAGUGCCGCUUCCUUGAUCAUUUUGAAGUCGAGUUAAUGAUCUGCUCCAACGGCUUUUCGGGAAUAGUGCAUUUUGUCAUUUUCUCCUGCUUUCCAGUUCGUUUUAUGUCGUGCUGUUGUUUAAACAUUUAUUCCUUAAAACGGUCUAGUCUUUAUUUUUAUGUAUCGCAAGCAAUCCAAUAGUGACUCUCAUAAUCAACUUUUAUCAGGUGUUCAAUAAGUGCUAAGGUGCUUGUUUUUUUUUUUUUCUCUUCUACUAGUUAAAGUAGUUUUCCCAGUGUCUAUCCCAUUUUUUUUCUAGUAAACUUUAUCUCACUAGUUACUUGUUAGUUACCUUUCACUGGUCAUAUAAUGACAAGUCAGAUCAGUAUGCUGAAAAUCUAAAUAGAGUCUAGCAUGUGCCAAAUACUUUCUGAACCACAACUCUGCAUGGAAGUUAAUGGCAAAAAUCAAUUUCAUACCAGUAACAAUUGAUUCGUUACUUGACAUGACUCGGGAUAGUGACUUGUAGCAAAAUAAUUAGGAAUUACACUGAAUUAAUAAAUACUAUUUACUAAAGAAUCCAGUGUUUUGAAGAAAAUGUCAUUGUUGAAUUACUUGAUAGAAAAAAGCACUAGUAACAUAAAAAUAUGAAUUAGUGAGCUUUAAGGCGUACGUGUAAACACAGCUCGACAUGAUUUUGUUCCAAAGAGUACAAGUUAAUCUUUGUGUGACACUGAGGUGCAGCUCUUAUCCAGAAAUUGUCACAUUGUAAAUGUGUUUUGAUUCACUGUGCUGAUGAUUUACAGUUACAGAUUCAGCGCAGGUGAACAAUGCUUUGUCUAAUGAAAGUUUUUAACUAUCAAGCUCAAUUUCUGAUUCUGAAGUUAAAAGCAGGGAUACAAAGUACUUUAGGUCAGUCAACUGCCUUAAACACCAGCUUGCCUAUUUCAAGUGCUGUUUUGUAACAGACAAAUGUAUUUCCUUAAAGAUAUAGAAAAAGUUUAUUUUGUUACCUAGACAUUUUAACCGUGAAAGUUGUAAUUAUAAAAUUGUGCACUGCCAAUAUAAAACAAAUUUUUUAAAAAAAUAUGUAAAGUAUUUUUAUAAAGUUGCAAAUGAUUUUGGAUUAGUUCCUUCUGUAAAAAUGUUUGGAAUGCUGGAAUGAAUAAGGAGUAGAUCUCCAUUUUAGCUGGUAACAUUUGAUACAUCUUAUGAAAGUCAUAGAGCUUCAAGACAGCAAACUUUAUUUUUUUUCUUAAAGUAACCUUCAAAAUAAAGGGUGAUGAUUCCAGCUUUAAAGGGAAGUAUAUUUUUUUGUUGUGUUGUAAUUAUUUCUCUUUUAAGAUAUUGUACAGUGUACAGAUUGUCAGAGAAUUUUUUAAUUGUUAUCUAAGAUGAACUAUUGACAAAAAAUGUCUAAAUGUCUAAAUUCACUGUAUGACUGCCUCAGUGAUGUUCUUUUUAUAGAAGGCAUAAAAACAAAAGUACAACGA
Carassius gibelio (silver crucian carp) is the source of this 2794-nucleotide messenger RNA. RefSeq names its product growth arrest-specific protein 1-like. Gene Ontology annotation, biological process: regulation of cell cycle. The transcript has a single exon. The record is from RefSeq and is a predicted model, not a curated record. Lineage: Eukaryota; Metazoa; Chordata; Actinopteri; Cypriniformes; Cyprinidae. The coding region runs from base 536 to 1336 and encodes 266 amino acids.